Adineta steineri is the source of this 2031-nucleotide messenger RNA. The record is from the annotation of a GenBank genome assembly. NCBI's taxonomy places the organism in Eukaryota, Metazoa, Rotifera, Eurotatoria, Adinetida, Adinetidae.
AUGAGUGUAAAAGACGAUUCAUUACUUUGUCCAAUAACAUUGGAAUUAUUUAAAGAUCCAGUCUUAGCACAAGAUGGUCACACAUAUGAAAGAAAAGCUAUUGUAGAAUGGAUUGAAAGGAAUGGUCGAAGUCCAUUAACUAAUCAGCUAUUAUCACUCGAACAUUUAUAUCCUAAUUAUGCUAUUAAAAAAGCUAUAGAUAAUUUUGAAAAUUCAAUGAAAAAUAAAAAAUAUCAAUAUAUUCUUAAUGUUGAUGUGAAAAGAAAACCUGGACGACCAUUAUUUCAAACAUCUGAAAAAAGUAUUUACAUUGCAGAAUGGUUAUUAAUAAAUGAAAAUCGCCCAGAAAUAGUACUCUUAAAAAUAGACGGUGCUCGAUCACAGAAAGAAGCAUCGUUUUAUGUUGAUCUCAGUCGUCAUCCACAUAUUGUUCGAACAUAUGGAAUAGUACAUGAAGAAAAUGUUAAUGAUGAUAACAAUGCAAUUAUGUUAUUACAAGAGUAUGCUCUUAUGGGGAGUUUAUUUGAUAUAUUAGAAGAACGAAAAAAGCCGCCAGAUGAAAAAAUUCUUAUUGAAAUAUUUUUACAAAUUACUGAUGCAAUGAUUUUUUUAGCUUUUAACAAUGUUGUUCAUGCUGAUUUAGCUUGUCGUAAUGUUCUCGUUUUCCGUUUUGACGAAAAUGAUCCAAAAAGUGUUAUUGUAAAAGUCACUGAUUUUGGGCUUAGUCGAUACAGUAAACUAUAUUCAAUACGUCCAAGUGCAAAACAAACUGUUUUAAAUAUUGUUCCGAUACGAUAUGUAGCACCAGAAAUACUUAAACGGAAUACAACAUCAGAUGAUUACACAGAAAAAUCAGAUGUCUAUUCAAUGGGUGUUUUAAUGUGGGAGGCUUAUUCUCGUUGUGCUAUUCCUUGGGCGAAAAUUCCUGAUGAUAAUGAAGUUGCUCGACUUGUUAUCAAUGGUGAACGAUUAACAAGACCGGCAAAUUGUAGUGAAUACUAUUGGUCGAUUAUUCGUAAAACUUGGUCAAAUUCACCGGAAGAACGACCCACAUUUGGUGAAUUAAAAUGUCUUUUAACUGAACAGUAUAUUCGCAAAACACUUAAGCCAACCAAUAUAAGUAUCUCUGACAUUCCUCUCGAUGCAAUAUGGGCACAGAAUGCUGUGACUGUUGGUGGAUUGGUGGUAUCAGACAGUACCGACAACCAACUGUGUGAGCCUCAUGGUCUCUUUAUUGAUGCUGAUGAUGAAACAAUAUUGAUCGCUGACUACAAGAAUCAUCGUAUCAUCCAGUGGAAGAUAGGUGAUGAAAAUGGACAAGUCGUUGCUGGUGGAAAUGGCAAAGGACAUGCGUAUGGGCAAUUAUGUUGCCCAAGCGAUGUGCUGAUCGACAAAGAGACCGAUAGUCUCAUUAUCUGCGAUCUUGGACGAGUUGUGCGAUGGACUCGUCAUAACAGCUUCAAACGAGAAGAGAUCCUGAUCAACGGUAUCAGCUGUUGUCAAUUGGCCAAACAUGAUCAGAAAUAUAUUUAUGUCUCUUGCCAACAAGAAGAAGUGCGACGUUAUGAAAUAGGAACCAAAAAUUUUACUGUUGUAGCUGGUGGAAACGGAAGAGGAGAUAAUCUCAAUCAACUCGACUGGCCCGCUUAUAUCUUUGUUGAUCAGCAACAAGCUCUCUACGUGUCAGACUAUUACAAUCAUCGUGUGGUGAAAUGGAAUAAAGAUGCUAGAGAAGGAAUUCUUAUCGCCGGAGGUCAAGGUGAAGGAGGUGCUCUGACACAAUUAUCUCAUCCUAAUGGGCUAUUCGUCGAUGCCCUAGGUACUCUCUAUGUAGCAGACGCGGGGAAUAGUCGAGUGAUGCGUUGGCCUAAAGGAGCGAAACAAGGCAUUGUCAUUGUAGGUGGAAGUGGUAAGGGAUCAGCCGCAAAUCAAUUUCGAUUUCUCCGUGGUUUAUCUUUUGAUCGUCAUGGCAAUCUCUAUGUCGCCGAUCAGUUUAAUUAUCGUAUUCAACGUUUUUCUAUCUUAGGUUAA